Molecule: messenger RNA, 1235 nt
Organism: Cygnus olor (mute swan)
Lineage: Eukaryota; Metazoa; Chordata; Aves; Anseriformes; Anatidae
Gene: TIMM21
Product: translocase of inner mitochondrial membrane 21
Exons: 7
Coding region: 260-946 (228 amino acids)
Biological process (GO): protein import into mitochondrial matrix
Cellular component (GO): TIM23 mitochondrial import inner membrane translocase complex
Source: RefSeq, a predicted model, not a curated record
GGAGCUCGUUCAAACUACCGCUCCCAGGGCCCGCCGCCACCGCCUCCUCCUCUCGCAACCCGCUGAAAGAUUUCCGCAGCGGCUAUGGCGGGGCGCAGCUGGGAGGGCACCGGGGGCUCCUGAAGGGCUGCCGCCCGCCCUCAGCCGCCUCUGAGGGGUCCCCGCCCGCCGCGGAGCAGCCCCCGGGGAGAAAGUUUUCCCUCGGCUCCUCCGCCAGGCCUCGGGGGGAGCAGCGUGAAGCCGCCCGGGGUGCCUCGGCAUGCUGCUCCCCACCGCCCUGGUGCGGGGCGGCGGGCAGCUGCGGGUCCCCCUGGGGAGAUGGCCGCCGGCGCCGUGCCUGAGAUGGCGGCGGCAGCCCCCCCUCAGCCCCUCUGCGCUGCUCCGGGGUGCCCAGGCGAGUGUAUGGACGCAGGCGGGAGGGCUGGGAGCUGAAAAGUCUGGCCAUGACAGCAAACACGUGUCGGUGCGAAGGGAUCAAAAGGAUGAGGCUCUGCUGUCGGCGGCUCGGAAAGUGAAAGAAGCUGGAAGAGACUUUACCUAUUUUAUUGUGGUGCUUGUUGGAAUUGGUGUUACAGGUGGUUUGUUCUAUGUGAUCUUUAAAGAGUUAUUCUCUUCUUCUAGUCCAAGUAAGAUCUAUGGAGAUGCCUUGGAGAAAUGCAGAUCUCAUCCUGAGAUAAUUGGUGUCUUUGGUGAACCCAUUAAAGGUUAUGGGGAGGCAACGCGAAGAGGAAGACGACAGCUUGUCAGUCAUGUUGAAUACGUAAAGGAUGGACUGAAACAUAUGCGUUUGAAGUUCUAUAUUGAGGGCUCUGAACCAGGAAAGCGGGGAACGGUCCAUGUGGAAGUCAAAGAGAAUCCUGAGGGAGGAAAACCUGAAGUCCGUUACAUAUUUGUGGACGUUGACACCUAUCCUAGAAGAACCAUUAUCAUUGAAGACAACAGAUAGCCGAUUUGGAGUUAAAUACAGGAAGUAACCUCUCAGGGCCUCCAUUAAAGUCUCUCAUAACAACAGAUCCAGAAUUUGUGGUGAAACCAAUGAAAAAUAGUAGAGCCAUCACUUAUGGCAAGUACUUUUGAAAUAGGAAAAUAAUGGCUCAUAAUAAACUGUUUAAUGCUGGAUAAUUCUAUUUAACACCUAAAAUCUGAGACUUUCAAGGUUUCAGGUUUAGGUGGGGAGUUUCUUGUCUUCCUUUGCUUGGAUUUCCCACUAGCACUGCAAUAAAGAAAGUGGUAUU